UUCGUACAAAGUUUGGUAAAAGUGCCUCUUCCAUAAGAAAUUUAAACUCCUUUGCCAAAUAUGCUCUAUAAAUGCUCAAACUCGCGCUUAAUGCAAAUAUUCGUCUUGCCUAUUGUUCUAGGGAUAUUGCCAGAUUUUAACUUAUAAAUAUUAAAACUGUUCUUCGAUGAUAAACCCCGCCGAAUAAUAAUGUCGACUGUAUGGAAAAAUGACCGAAAACAAAAGUUUAAUACUGGCCACGUGCGCGGACCCGGUUCGCCCGGCCUGCCGCCGCACUGUGCCACGGCUCGGCUAAAAUAUAAUUAUUUAUGUGGAAAUAUCGUAGAUUGUACGUAAACUUACUAUGUCUAUUACUACUAUUUCAAUAAAUAUGAAAGGUCUUGGUUAUUUAGAAAAAUAUACUUUUAAUUAUAAUGUAAUGGAUUCAAUUGAUCAGUGUGAAAAAAUGCAUGAAAAAAUAGAAAUUGUUUCUCAGUUAAUAAAAAGAUUAACUGAGUUAGAGAGCAAAUAUUCAAAAGAAAAUGAAAGAGAUAAUUCAAUUAAAGAAGAAUUUACUGGUAUUCUUCCUAAAUAUGACUCAUCUCUUGUCCAAAUUAAAGCUGAUAAAAGUGAAUUAAAUAAAAGAAUUGAAGCUUUUAUGAAAAGAAAAAGGAAAGAAGUUGAUGAAUGGAAUGUUCAAGAAUUUUGUAGUCAUCCUGUUAUUGAUGAAAAUGAAUCAGAUUGGGCAGAUUUUGAUAGUUGUGCAAGAAUUGAUGCAGUUUUCAUACCAAGAUCUGGUAGUAAGAGCCAUGUUAGAGUAUCAAGAGUUAUAAAUCAGUGGGGACCUCAAACAUACUUUUCAUCAUGUAAAAAUUCUCUUCCUGAAAUAAAAACUGAACAGAAAACAGAAACAUUACCACAAGGAAUUGAAGAGAGAUUGAAAAAUAUGGAAUCACAUUUAAAACUUAAAUCAGGAAACUCUGUACCUCAAGAUAUAUAUACAAGAUUAAAAGUACUUGAAGAUAGAAUACUUUAUUUAGAAGGGAUAUCUCCAGGUUAUCUUCAUGAUAUGAUUAGUGACCUAAACCAGACAAUGAAGAACAGACCAGAACAGUUGAAAUAUGCAAAUUGGGGAAUUUCAGACAUAGAUGCUCGCAUCCAGACUUUACAAGACUUGUUAUCACAGAAAUCAAUCAACCAGUUUGAACCAAAGAAUGAAAUUUAAUUUUCUUCUAUAUAAUAAAUGUAAAUUAUUUUAUAUUACAAGUAAUUAAAGUAAUAAUGUAUAUAAAUUUUGAUAAAAUUACUUGUA
Centruroides sculpturatus (bark scorpion) is the source of this 1291-nucleotide messenger RNA. Its product is annotated as MAP3K12-binding inhibitory protein 1-like. Lineage: Eukaryota; Metazoa; Arthropoda; Arachnida; Scorpiones; Buthidae. The record is from RefSeq and is a predicted model, not a curated record. Bases 344 to 1204 code for a protein of 286 amino acids. The transcript has 9 exons.